Messenger RNA from Miscanthus lutarioriparius, 1911 nucleotides. NCBI's taxonomy places the organism in Eukaryota, Viridiplantae, Streptophyta, Magnoliopsida, Poales, Poaceae. The record is from the annotation of a GenBank genome assembly.
AUGAGAAAGCACCACAAGCUUGUCUUCCACCACCUCCGCCGUCGCCGAACCUCCAAGCCCUACACCUCGGCAGCUCACCUCGCGGUCCCCAUCUCCUUCCCCUCCAGCCCCGCCUCCUCCUCCUCCUCCUCCUCCUCCGGCCUCCGCGAACUCGACCUCCUGCACGCGGGCGAGCUGGCCCCGACACCUCGCCUAUACCACUCCAUCAUCACCGCGUGCGCACAAUCUAAGAACCUCGCCGGUGCCCGUGCCAUCCACGCGCACCUGUCCCGCUCCCGCCUCGCGGGCGAUGGCUUCCUCCUCAACUCGCUCAUCCAUAUGUACUGCAAGCGCGGCGCCGUGUCGGACGCGCGCCACGUGUUCGACAGAAUACCCAGCCGGGACGUGGUCUCAUGGACCUACCUCAUCACCGGAUAUGUGCAGAACAAUAUGCCGGCAGAGGCCCUCGGGCUUCUACCCGACAUGCUCAGGGAGCGCUUCAGGCCCAGCGGGUUCACGUUCACCAGCCUCCUCAAGGCGGCCGGCGCCUGCGGUGGCGGUGGCAUUGGGGAGCAGAUGCAUGCGCUCGCUGUGAAGUACAACUGGGAUGAGGACGUCUAUGUGGGGAGUGCACUUCUGGACAUGUAUGCACGGUGUCAACAAAUGGACAUGGCCAUUAGGGUGUUUGACCGGCUGGACUCGAAGAACGAGGUGUCUUGGAAUGCGUUGAUUGCUGGGUUUGCAAGGAAGGGCGAUGGAGAGACCACGUUGAUGAAGUUUGCAGAGAUGCAGAGGAAUGGGUUUGGGGCGACACACUUUACGUACUCGAGCGUGUUCUCUGCGCUUGCUCGUAUAGGUGCUCUUGAGCAGGGCAGAUGGGUGCAUGCACAUAUGAUUAAGUCUGGGCAGAAACUAACUGCCUUUGUCGGGAACACUAUACUUGGCAUGUAUGCAAAGUCCGGGAGCAUGGUUGAUGCUAGAAAGGUGUUUGAUCGUGUGGAUAAGAGGGAUCUAGUUACUUGGAACACAAUGCUCACUGCAUUUGCACAGUAUGGUCUUGGAAAGGAAGCGGUUGCUCAUUUUGAGGAAAUUAGGAAAUGUGGCAUCCAGCUUAAUCAGAUCACCUUCCUUUCUGUCUUGACAGCUUGUAGUCAUGGAGGCCUGGUGAAGGAGGGCAAGCACUACUUUGACAUGAUGAAGGACUAUAAUGUGCAGCCUGAGAUUGAUCAUUAUGUUAGCUUUGUUGAUCUUCUUGGUCGAGCUGGGUUAUUGAAAGAAGAUCUGAUCUUUGUGUUUAAAAUGCCCAUGGAACCAACAGCUGCUGUUUGGGGAGCCUUGCUUGGGGCUUGCAGAAUGCAUAAGAAUGCUAAAAUAGGGCAAUAUGCAGCUGACCAUGUCUUUGAACUUGAUCCAGAUGAUACUGGUCCACCUGUGCUGUUGUAUAACAUAUACGCUUCUACAGGUCAAUGGAACAAUGCUGCGAGAGUGAGGAAGAUGAUGAAGGCAACUGGUGUAAAGAAGGAGCCUGCAUGCAGUUGGGUUGAGAUUGAGAAUUCGGUGCACAUGUUUGUGGCAGAUGACAAUACCCAUCCCAAUACAGAAGAGAUAUAUAGGAUGUGGGAGGAGAUAAACAUGAGGAUUAGAGAAGCAGGGUAUGUGCCCAAUACAGAUCAUGUGCUUCUGCACAUAAAUGAGCAAGAGAGGGAGACGAAGUUGCAGUACCAUAGCGAGAAGAUCGCACUUGCAUUUGCAUUGAUCAACAUGCCUGCAGGGGCAACGAUUCGGAUCAUGAAGAACAUUAGGAUAUGCGGGGAUUGCCACUCUGCAUUCAAAUAUGUCUCCGAAGUAUUCAAAAGGGAAAUUGUUGUGAGGGACACUAACAGAUUCCACCAUUUCAGCAAUGGCUCUUGUUCUUGUGGAGAUUAUUGGUGA